ACUAUUUUGCUUGGCAUGGUCAUCUAUCUUUCCAUGCAGAAAUAUCAGUACUUGAAUCCAACAGUAACCAUAGAUUUGAAUUCUUCGAACGAUUUUUCUCUUCCUCAAAACACUCCCUCAACAUCAACUAAAAAUGAACAGGAUCAAUUGUCAGAGACUAUAAAUCGGCAGAAUCAAGUGUCAAAAACUACAGAUCAGCGGGAACAAGCCUCAGCAACUACAAAUCAUCUAGAUCAAGUGUCUGAAACAGAUUCAGCUAUCGAAGCAAAGAAGAAACUUUCAACACGCAGACCUAAGCAACUGAAAGAUUUGUCCACGCAUCUUUGUCGUUCAUUGAUAAGACAAUUACCUGAUCUGUCUCACAGUCUACAACAAUACGUUAACGAAGGGCAAGUUUUGUUAGUAGCAUCAAAAUUUUAUAACUUUUAUGCCGAAGUUUUAAGAGAUUGGACAAAUGAUAAUGCAAAUCAUGCCGAUUACGAUAUAAUGGCAGAAGCCGUAUGUAAACGUCAUCCAGAACUUUUGGUUGAACAACAGGACCCCUCUUGGCGCUCUUGUCGCAGAUUUUUGAGCGAAUAUUCAAGAAAUCAACGCCAAGCGGAGAAAAAAGCAAAAAGGAAAUCUAAGACUUCGAUGGAUGAUGAUCUACUCCCUAAAAAUAAAAACAGAAAUGAACAAAACGAAAGAGACAUUAAGAUUCUUUACGAAGAACUCAGUUCAGCAUUACGCACAGGUCCACCAACUCAUGUGUUACAUCUGAUUAAAGAAACGUAUUCUCACAGAAGAAAAUGGAUUAUCGAAAUUCAAGAUCCGCAAGACCAUGAUUCAAAAAUUCCUUCAGACGAUUUGCCAAAGGUAUCCACAAUUACAGAGCAAUUCCCUCAUUUGAAACAACCGAAAUUGAUUCUGUAUGAACUCUCUUUAAUUCAUCAGGCACUAAAUUACGAAAGUGCAAUGGAAAAUCUCUUUACGGAUUUAUCGAAGUUUUUUAAGAUGCCAUGCGAUAAUGAUUCACAAAAAUGUGAUAUCCUCUUGGAACUCAACAAUCGUCUUAAACCUCCUCGCUUAGGAAAAAAAGCCAGUAAUUUAUUUACUGUCUUAGAGGCUAUGACACCUUUAAAUAAUGAGCUGGCAACUGUUGAAUUUGAACCACCAAGAUUGGUUUUAUUCAUUAAUGAAGAUGCACUUGCCUCCACUUAUAUUGUUGCUGAUGGCUGUAUUGAGAUUCAAGUGGAAGAGUCAACUUUAGUAAAAAGUCUAUUAUGCCUCUUAGGAUUAUAUCACACUUGUUACAUUGGAUACGGAUCAGCGUACAAAAACGUUUUAAGUUUAUUUGACGAAUUAGUUUUUCAAAUGAAAAACUUAAAACCAUCUGGAUGCUAUUCCAACUUUCUUCGUUCUUGGAGUAACAAUAAGAAAAUUCAAGAUGAAUAA
Leptopilina heterotoma is the source of this 1434-nucleotide messenger RNA. RefSeq lists its product as uncharacterized. The transcript is spliced from 7 exons. Lineage: Eukaryota; Metazoa; Arthropoda; Insecta; Hymenoptera; Figitidae. Bases 16 to 1434 code for a protein of 472 amino acids. The record is from RefSeq and is a predicted model, not a curated record.